Messenger RNA from Rana temporaria (common frog), 1684 nucleotides. Its product is annotated as hemicentin-1-like. The record is from RefSeq and is a predicted model, not a curated record. Gene Ontology annotation, molecular function: calcium ion binding. The transcript is spliced from 8 exons. NCBI's taxonomy places the organism in Eukaryota, Metazoa, Chordata, Amphibia, Anura, Ranidae. Bases 66 to 1232 code for a protein of 388 amino acids.
UGUCUUUUCUCCAGCUGCUAAAGUUUCUGACCGACCUGAUACGAGGUUAUAUCAAUUCAGGCAGGAUGCGUGUUGUGUUGAAGGGUCUGAAAAAUGGUAGUGUCAUCGUGGACUAUGACAUCAUCACGAACGCUGCCGAUAACUUCACAGUGGCGAACAUUAGCCAAGAUUUCAACGAUGCGCUGAACCAGAGCUCGGUGCUGGUAAUCGAUCCAAAAUUAACAACAUACAGUGCCCAAAACAGUUGUGCCGUGGAGUUUAACAGAUGCUCUCAAUAUGCCACCUGCACAUCCAAUAUGGGGGUAUCUACUUGCAAGUGCAAUCCUGGAUAUUACGAUUUUAGCCCAUCUGCUCCUGGAAUACAGUGUGAACUUGAUGAGUGUUCCACUGGCAGUAACACGUGUUCGCUAAACGCCACCUGUACCAAGAUAGUUGGAGGUUACACAUGUCAGUGCAAUUCCGGAUUUCAGGAUCAAUUGCCCACCAGCCCCGGUCGGUUCUGCACAGAGAUAAAUGAGUGCACCAAUGGAAACAACAACUGCUCACAGCUCGCUUCCUGUACCAAUACUGUGGGAAGCUACACCUGUAACUGCUAUCCAGGAAUUCAGGAUCAGAACCUAACCAACCCUGGGCGAGACUGUCUAGAUCCCGUGCUCUGCUUUAGCAAAGCAACUUUUUGUUCUCCAAGUUCUUCCUGUUUGGAUUCCAAAAACGUGAUUUGUGCAAGUAACCAAGCUUUUCCAUCCAGUGUGCAGAUGAAGGAUAAGGAUUUCACAUCAGAUCUAUAUGAUGCCUCCAGCCAAGCUUACAUUAACCUCGCUCACCUUUUCACUGUCAAUCUCACCGAUUACAUGAAAACCACUCUGAAUGUCACCAACUUCCAGAUCAUUGUGGUUGGCUUCAGGAAGGGAAGCGUGGUCGCCCACUUCACGUCACUGAUAAACUCCUCUGACUCCAUUAGUUUUGACCAAUUCCAGAAGGCUCUGAAUAGCGGCAUGAGUAAAAUUUCUGGCGACUUCGUACUCAAUGUCAUGCCCCCAAUAACCACAACCGGCACAACCACCCCUAGUGACAACACCUGGAGGACUGCCACCAUCAUCGUUGCUGUACUUCUGGGGGCAUUUCUGCUAAUAGUGGUCAUUCUGGCCGCCGUGUGGAUCUACACCAAGAACAGAAUGGGCUCAUUCUCCCCAAUGAAGGACAUCACAUCGUCCAUGUAUAGGCACCUAUAACCUGUGACAUAAUGGACUUCUGUUGUCUUCCAGCAUAUGGACUAAGAAUGGAAAUGGACUUCAUCGCUUCUGCUGCCUGUGGGAUGCGCAGCUCACUAUUAGCACUGUACGAUCUGUAAAAUAUACAUACUGCAUGUCUGUAUGGAGCAUAAAUGGCCAGUUGUGAUGUACAGGCUUAUCUAGUAGUUGCUUAGUGCAAUGCCCCUAGUAACUAGUUGGAUUUCACGUCACGGAAAUAUGAAUUCUGGUUACUAUGGGCUGCUACCCUUUUUCAAUUAUUAUUAAAUACGAGUAACAGCGUGUUGAUCACUCUGGUUACCUCUAGUCGUAGCGCACUGCCAUUGUGCCAUUGGGUGUGUUAUAUACAGCACAGUAUGUAUCAGGGCCGGCCCUACCAUGGGACCCGAUGGUACCAUUGUACCAGGCAGCACUUUCAGGAGGGCAGCAAAUUG